Camponotus floridanus (Florida carpenter ant) is the source of this 738-nucleotide messenger RNA. It is a transcript of the gene Ppib, whose product is annotated as peptidyl-prolyl cis-trans isomerase 5. Gene Ontology annotation, molecular function: peptidyl-prolyl cis-trans isomerase activity. The transcript has 4 exons. Gene Ontology annotation, biological process: protein folding; protein peptidyl-prolyl isomerization. The record is from RefSeq and is a predicted model, not a curated record. Lineage: Eukaryota; Metazoa; Arthropoda; Insecta; Hymenoptera; Formicidae. Gene Ontology annotation, cellular component: intracellular membrane-bounded organelle. Bases 133 to 735 code for a protein of 200 amino acids.
GUGCUCCCACAUUUCACAAGUCCACGUCCGCGCAUCUCGAUUUCGUAUCCGAUAGCGGUCCCGGCUCUGACGGACAGGCCGCCACAAAGGAUCAGUGAUCAAGGGGUCUUUGUUCGCGCGGUUUGACACAUCAUGAAACUGCUGCUGCUUCUGCUGGGCUUGGUAGCCGCGGUUUCCUGCGGGAACGGGCCGAAAGUCACCGACAAGGUAUGGUUCGACAUCAAAAUCGGCGACGCCGAUGUGGGAAGAAUUGAAAUCGGUCUCUUUGGUAAAACCGUCCCGAAGACGGUCAAGAAUUUCGUGGAACUCGCCAAGAAACCAAAGGGUGAGGGAUACAAAGGCAGCUUAUUCCACAGAGUAAUUAAAGAUUUCAUGAUCCAAGGAGGAGACUUUACGAGGGGAGAUGGAACUGGAGGUCGCAGUAUCUAUGGAGAGCGUUUUGCAGACGAAAACUUCAAACUGAAGCACUAUGGUGCUGGAUGGUUAUCUAUGGCCAAUGCUGGCAAAGAUACUAACGGAUCUCAAUUCUUUAUCACAGUUAAGCAAACACCAUGGCUUGAUGGUAAACAUGUUGUUUUUGGUAAAAUAAUCAAAGGAAUGAGUAUAGUACGUAAAAUUGAGCAAACAAGCACAGAUCCGAGAGACAGGCCACAGAAGGAUAUUGUUAUUGCUGACUGUGGUGCAGAGAUUAUAGACGAGCCAUUUAGUGUAUCUAAAGAGGAUGCUACCGAUUAAAUG